Bradysia coprophila is the source of this 1250-nucleotide messenger RNA. It is a transcript of the gene Fkbp14, whose product is annotated as peptidyl-prolyl cis-trans isomerase Fkb14. The record is from RefSeq and is a predicted model, not a curated record. Gene Ontology annotation, molecular function: peptidyl-prolyl cis-trans isomerase activity; calcium ion binding. NCBI's taxonomy places the organism in Eukaryota, Metazoa, Arthropoda, Insecta, Diptera, Sciaridae.
CUUGUCGCAACCAGUGUGUAGUAUGUUCGUUCAUUAAGCCUUUAGUAUUUUCUGCUUCCUUAAAUUAAGCAUAUGUUCACGUCAAUGUGUUUUAAAUGCAAAUGAAAUUCAUCACCAGCGAAACACCGCCCCAUAUAGGUUGGCUUCCUUAUGAAUAGUUAAAUUUGCAAAAUACGAAAUCGUAUCAACUUGCGAGUACACUAGACAAUUGAUGACGUGAUCACCAUAAAUGCGCUUUGAAAUUGCAGAUAGAAUACAGUUUUUUUAUGAAGCCGAUAAGAGUGUUUUCGUCGAGACCGUCGUCGUGUAUAAAAAUUCAUUUUGGGUGUUGGAGUUCCACGUUGUACUUAUUACUCGAUAAGCACAUCGCUGAGAGAUCGAGACAACAUAAUACGAUUCUGUUUACUAUGAUGAUCAAAUCAAUAAUCGUAGCAUCGUGCCUUGUGGCAAUUGUUAGCUGCACCGGACUCAAAGUAGAUGUAGAAAGUGUACCCGAAGGAUGCACAAAUAAAUCGAAGAAUGGCGACAUGCUUACAAUGCAUUAUACAGGAACACUAACGGACGGAACGAAAUUCGAUUCAAGUUUAGAUAGAGAUCAACCGUUCACAUUCCAAAUUGGUUCUGGUCAAGUAAUUAAAGGAUGGGACCAAGGUCUACUCGACAUGUGUGUUGGCGAAAAGCGAAAACUUACAAUUCCACCAGAGCUUGGUUAUGGAGACCGAGGAGCCGGUAACGUAAUUCCAGCUGGUGCGACUCUUAUUUUCGAAGUUGAAUUGAUAAAUAUUGGCGAAACUGCACCAACUACAAAUGUAUUUAAGGAAAUUGAUGAUAACAAGGACAACCAACUUAGCCGCGAAGAGGUAAUCGCAUAUGUCAGUGAAUAUUUGAAGAAACAAAUGGUUGCUGUUGAGGGUCAAGAGUCUGAAGAUGUGCAAAAUAUGCUCAAAGAAAACGAUAAAUUGGUUGAGGAAAUUUUCCAACACGAAGACAAGGACAAAAACGGUUACAUUUCCCAUGACGAAUUUUCCGGCCCCAAACACGACGAAUUGUAAUGGAAAUUGUUAAGAUUUUAGUUAUUGUUAGGUUUUCAGAGGUUUCUUUUUUUCUGUUAUGAGAAGAUUAGUUUAUUGAAUAAUAAUUUAUCGUUUUUGGUUACCCCCCUUUGUUCGGUAGAGGAAGUUGUUUUUAUUUAAAAUUUAGAGAAGAAAAACUUAACUUUUUUUUGUAUUUGUAUAAAUAAAAGAACUGAA